UUAUCUUGAAAACUGGAAAAGGGGCCAAAAAAAAAAAAAAAAAAGAAGGAAAUGCAGCUGAUGAUUUUCUCAAUUUCUCCAGUGGACCCAGUCACAAUUUCUCGCCUUUCUUUCACGUUCGUUUAGUAAUUCUUUUACCUAUUGCUAUAUUUCUCCAAUUCCACCAUCCUCGCCUGCUGUAUGUCUCUCUUAAGGUGGCAGUCGGAGAAGCAGAGAGAGAAUGGGUCUCAUUUCAAAGUAAUUGACGCUCCAAAUCCUAAAUCUUCUAGGUCUUGUUCUGCUGCUUCGCAACCUGGAGUAAGUUCUUCAGAGUUUUCUGCUUGGAAAACUUGCGAAGGAUGCCAGGAAAACCUGAUGUGGAAGAUAAGAGGUUUGAAGGAGGUGGAGGGCAGAUUCAAUUCCAAUCAGGCAUUUACUCUCAGCCAUGGUGGCGUGGUGUGGAGGAAAAUGCCUCUAAAUCAUCUGCAGUAUAUCAGAUAAGUGGUUCAGUCAUGAAUUCACCGGCUAAGGACGGAGCAGAUAAAGUUGAUUUUCCAAAGCAGACACAGCCUAUGGUUUCACCUUCACUUUCUGCUGUUGGUGGAAAUGACAACAAAGGGCACCAAAAUAACAAAUAUGUUCUGUCCUCUCCAGCACAUACGAUGGGUAAACACAGUUCAAAUUCCCAAGCCGAACUUGUUGGUCAUUCAAUUGUUUUUACCUCUUACCCUUACUCAGAUGCACAAUAUGCUGGAAUCUUGACAUCCCAUGGGCAUCAAAAUAUGGUCUGUUUGCUAAAUGCAGUUUCAAUAAAUCCUCAGUUGUAUGGAAUGCAUCAUGCUAGAAUGCCUUUGCCACUUGAAAUGGAAGAGGAGCCUGUCUAUGUCAAUGCAAAGCAAUAUCAUGGUAUUUUAAGGCGAAGGCAAUCACGUGCUAAGGCUGAGCUUGCAAGAAAAGUUGUUAAAGCUAGAAAGCCAUAUCUUCACGAAUCUCGUCACCUACAUGCUAUGAGAAGGGCAAGAGGAUGUGGGGUUCGCUUUUUGAAUACAAAGAAGGUUGAAAAUAACAAUUCCAACGUUGCUCCAAAAAAGGACAAGAACAGUGGUGCAAACCUGUCAGCAAUAUCUGCCAAUACACCCUCCUCUGAUCAUUCUCUUAUCAACAACGAGAUUUUCAGCUCAUCAAAGAAUCAUGACAUGUCAGUGUCCAUGGCUGGGAACAUGCUCAAUGGAGACUUGUUUGGUCGACAGAGGGGAAGCAUGCAGAUUCAUGGAACCCCAAAUAUGGCUAUCAAAUGAAACUCUUCUGAGUUGGUGGAUUUUCUCAGGUGAAGAGGCUGAAGGCUUUGUCUCUUCUUUCUCAAUAGGAGGAAACCACCCUCAAGGCAACUCAUUCUUGGCUCGGUUACUUUGGUUAAAGUGGUUGAGAUCUUUCUGUGAUUGGUCUCUCCUUGGUUUGCUUUAUUUGUUAAAUACAUGAAAGACGAAGUGAAAUAAUAGUUUUUAUGGUUUCUGAACUUGUUCACUGGGAUGCACUUUUCAAUCUGAGUACAUCAAUCUGGAUUUAAUGGUUACUGACUUGAUGAUUUUAAA
Molecule: messenger RNA, 1571 nt
Organism: Prosopis cineraria
Lineage: Eukaryota; Viridiplantae; Streptophyta; Magnoliopsida; Fabales; Fabaceae
Product: nuclear transcription factor Y subunit A-1-like
Exons: 7
Coding region: 339-1277 (312 amino acids)
Biological process (GO): regulation of transcription by RNA polymerase II
Cellular component (GO): CCAAT-binding factor complex
Molecular function (GO): DNA-binding transcription factor activity, RNA polymerase II-specific; RNA polymerase II cis-regulatory region sequence-specific DNA binding
Source: RefSeq, a predicted model, not a curated record